GUAUAUACACAAUUGGUUCUUGUAUUUGCAUAAAAAGACUUGCCAAAAUAUUGUACAAACUAAGAUAAAUUUUCGAUCAUUAUUAGUGAAAUUUAAGUUCCAGUUCCUAUUAUAAAGAAACGAGCUUGACAUAACGAUAAUUCCUAUAAACCCAUUGUGGUGGCGUCAGCACGGAUUGUGACUCACUUCCUAAAUUUCGCGAACCUAAACAGAGAAAAAAUCGCAACCACUUGCUAAGUCAUCAGUUUGACGUAAACACCCGUACUUAAUAAUCACGUAAUGGCUGCAGUCGGAGAAAAUGAACCGCGCACAGAGUUGCAAGAGUUGCAGCUUAAGUCUGCCCAAGUGGCCGAUGAAUCUUUAGAAAGUACUCGUCGUAUGCUCAGUUUGAUGGAUGAAUCCAAAGAGGCUGGCAUACGCACUCUGGUCGCCCUAGAUGAUCAGGGCGAGCAGCUCGAUCGUAUCGAGGAGGGCAUGGAUCGCAUCAAUGCUGACAUGCGAGAAGCCGAAAAGAAUCUCAGUGGCAUGGAGAAAUGCUGCGGCAUCUGCGUGUUGCCCUGGAAGAAAGUCAACAUUAAGGAUGACAGCGACAGUGCCUGGAAAGCCAACGACGAUGGCAAGGUUGUCGCUAGCCAGCCGCAGCGUGUCAUAGACGAACGGGAACGUGGCGGCAUGGGAGCACCUCCCCAAUCCGGGUAUAUAGCACGCAUAACCAACGAUGCACGCGAAGAUGAAAUGGAUGAGAAUUUGGGACAAGUCAACUCAAUGCUUGGCAAUUUGCGCAACAUGGCCUUGGACAUGGGAUCAGAGUUAGAGAACCAGAACAAACAAAUCGAUCGCAUCAAUGCCAAAGGCGAUGCAAACAACAUACGCAUGGAUGGUGUUAAUAAGCGCGCAAACAAUUUGCUCAAGAGUUAAACGAAGAAAUUCUCAACACUUGAAACGAUGAUGAUAUAUGAUAACCUAAUCAGAAGCUUCUUCUCAUGCUCCUACUCCGCUCUUCACUUACGUGGUACAACUUACUAUCUCACAGAAACAUUCACAACCAACAGCAAGAGAAUCAACAACAACAACAGCAACAAUAAGGAACAAAUGUUGUGGGCACAAAUUUAGAAGCAGCAGCAACAAUUUUAAUUUAUAUAUUUGCUGCUGCUGCAAUAUCUAAUUUUAUAUAUAUAUAUAUAUAUAUAUACGUAUACGCUUGCUAAAGCAAAUAUGGAAAAUAUCAACUAAUGCGACUAACCCAUCUAUACAAUAAUAUGAUUAUAUAGCUAUUUGUAUACCUAUUGUCUAAUAAGCACGCGUUUACUCGCAACCAGAAGUGAAAAACACAAAUUUUAUAAUGAGAUUUUCGUAUAAAUUUAUUUACAUUUUUUUGGUACAAACUUUUUGAGGCAUUUUCCGACCUUUACGAUGAAUCAAACUAGACCACUUUAUGACAAAAAAUAUAUGUAUUUACAAUUUGUGCGGCCCGAAGUGAUGAAGGCAUUUAUUCAAGGAGUCAACGGAACCGAAUGGAACGCGAACGCCUGGUUGAGAAUUAUUAAAUAUUUAAGAGUAGUGUCAUAUUCGUAGCCAAUUUAUGUGCAUUCUUUGUGUACGCCACUUUGUUAAUACUAUACAAAAUACAGUAUAAAUAUAUGUA
This is a messenger RNA of Drosophila navojoa, 1645 nucleotides long. RefSeq names its product Synaptosomal-associated protein 24kDa (gene Snap24). Gene Ontology annotation, biological process: synaptic vesicle fusion to presynaptic active zone membrane; synaptic vesicle priming; exocytosis. The record is from RefSeq and is a predicted model, not a curated record. Gene Ontology annotation, cellular component: SNARE complex; plasma membrane. NCBI's taxonomy places the organism in Eukaryota, Metazoa, Arthropoda, Insecta, Diptera, Drosophilidae. Gene Ontology annotation, molecular function: syntaxin binding; SNAP receptor activity.